Molecule: messenger RNA, 690 nt
Organism: Spirometra erinaceieuropaei
Lineage: Eukaryota; Metazoa; Platyhelminthes; Cestoda; Diphyllobothriidea; Diphyllobothriidae
Source: the annotation of a GenBank genome assembly
AUGAAAAUUCGCAACUCCCCUUCAUCGAGGACGGUUGUCCAGCUCUCCAGCGGGAAAGCACCCGGAUCGGACGCGAUCCCUGCUGAGGUAUACAAGCACGGAGGUCCCCAACUAAUGGAUCACCUGACUGCGCUCUUCCAAGAGAUGUGGCGUCAAGGUGAAGUCCCGCAAGAUUUCAAAGACGCAACCAUCGUGCAUCUCUACAAGCGCAAAGGGAAUCGCCAAGUCUGCGACAAUCACCGCGGCAUCUCCCUGCUGAACAUCGCCGGGAAGAUCUUCGCACGAAUCCUCCUCAACCGCCUCAAUAACCAUCUGGAACAGGGCCUUCUGCCGGAAAGCCAAUGCGGCUUCCGUCGUCAUCGUGGGACCACGGAUAUGAUCUUCGCCGCCCGUCAACUUCAGGAGAAGUGUCAGGAGAUGCGGACCCACCUGUACUCUACCUUCGUGGACCUGACGAAAACCUUCGACACGGUGAAUCGUGAAGGACUGUGGAAGAUCAUGCAGAAAUUCGGCUGUCCGGAGCGAUUCACUCAGAUGGUGCGUCAGCUGCACGACGGUAUGAUGGCGCGAGUCACGGACAACGGAGCUGUCUCAGAGGCAUUCGCAGUGACCAACGGAGUGAAGCAGGGCUGUGUGCUGGCGCCUACCCUCUUCAGUCUUAUGUUCUCCGCUAUGCUGAUGGACGCCUAA